GGUGGCUUUUAUUAAUGGCGCUGGUCAUGUGCGAUUUUUCUAGCGGUUUCUCGUACAAAAUGAGCGUUCAUUUGCUUUCGCUCUUUUUAAUUGUGGUCCAAAGUUAUUAGUGUCGCGGAAGUACUCUUCUCUGUGAAAUAAAGUCAGUAAUCCUGCAUCUGUUCGCAGGAAUUGGUAAUAAGCGAUCACUAUUUCGACUAAACAAGGCGAUGAUACUGAGGCCGAUAUUGUUGACCUGUUCAUCGCGAGAACACGUUUUGAUCAGAUUGUGCAGCACGGCACUUCCAAUGCGAGAUGUCAAACCGAAAUCUCGUCAUGCACGACCAUCGCACUUCGUAGACUGGAAACGAGUCAGAGUCAUCGGAGGACCAGGUGGGGAUGGUUGCAUCUCAUUUAUGAAGCUCUUAUGUAACCCAAAUGCUGGCCCUGAUGGAGGAGAUGGUGGAAAUGGUGGUCAUGUCAUUUUUGAAGCAACUAGCAAUGUCAAGUCCCUGGAGCAUGUAGGCUCAACAAUAUUUGGCAAUGCUGGCCUGCGAGGAUUUGGCAAGGACAUGCAUGGGCGAUCUGGGGAACACACCAUUAUUCCUGUGCCAUUAGGUACUGUGGUGUGUAAUGAGGAAGAGAGCCCUAUAGCUGAUCUGAGCACAGAAGGAAGCCGGUUCCUAGCAGCUCGUGGUGGUGCAGGUGGCCGAGGAAACCAUCAUUUUUUGACAAAUGCAAAUCGUCACCCACGUGUCUGUCAGCUAGGCGCCCAGGGAGAGGCGCUUGUCUAUCAUCUUGAAAUGAAGGCCAUGGCUCAGGCUGGCCUGGUCGGCUUUCCCAAUGUGGGUAAAUCUACUUUGCUGUGUGCCAUUACAAGAGCCCGGCCUAAAGUGGCUGCCUACCCUUUUACAACACUGAGGCCACAUGUGGGUGUUGUGACCUAUGACGAUUACCUACAGUUGGCUGUUGCUGAUCUUCCAGGCCUGGUGGAAGGUGCCCACAAAAACAGAGGCCUGGGCCAUGCUUUCUUGCGGCACGCAGAGCGAUGUGGCUGCCUUCUUUUUGUUGUAGACCUGCAGUGCCCUGACCCAGCAAGCCAGUACACUGUGCUGCUCUCCGAGCUGGAGCUCUACCGUCAGGGUUUUACUGAUGGUGCCCAUGCUGUGAUUGCCAACAAGAUUGACCUGCCUGGUGCACUUGACCGCCUAGAAAUCCUGCGAGAAGAAAUUGGUGGACGUUAUCCCCUGUUUCCAGUGUCUGCAAAAUAUGGCACGAACCUUUUAGAUGUUUUGAAGUACAUCAGGAGUGCAUACGAUGCUUCCACACAACAAAAGCCUUAACCAUUUGUACAUUACAGUGAUAAACUAUCUUUAUAUGAU
Molecule: messenger RNA, 1361 nt
Organism: Rhipicephalus sanguineus (brown dog tick)
Lineage: Eukaryota; Metazoa; Arthropoda; Arachnida; Ixodida; Ixodidae
Product: mitochondrial ribosome-associated GTPase 2
Exons: 7
Coding region: 210-1322 (370 amino acids)
Cellular component (GO): mitochondrion
Molecular function (GO): GTPase activity; magnesium ion binding; GTP binding
Source: RefSeq, a predicted model, not a curated record